Messenger RNA from Pyrenophora tritici-repentis Pt-1C-BFP, 1203 nucleotides. The record is from RefSeq and is a predicted model, not a curated record. Lineage: Eukaryota; Fungi; Ascomycota; Dothideomycetes; Pleosporales; Pleosporaceae.
AUGCCACCCCAGAAGAUAGAAGCCUUUGGCAACCUCGGUCCCUGGAGCGAACCCUCAUGGUACAACUCUCUCGCAUCCCCCUACUACAACGACUCGCACAAGAAGCUCCGCAAUGCACUCCGCACCUACAUCGACACAAAUAUCAAACCGUAUAUGCUAGAAUGGGAGGAAGCUGGUGAAGCACCCACGUCAGAGCGGCUCAAAUGGGCACAGACGGGAUUUUGCUUUGCAGACAUCCCGGAGCCAUACCGUCCUGGUAAUGUACCGGGGCCGGCUGGUAUACCUGUGGGGGAAAUGGAUUUGUUCCAUUUCAUGAUCAUGACAGAUGAGACGAGUAGGAUUGAAGGGGGUGUGGGCGUUGCGCUGGGUGGAGCCAGUGUAAUUGGAGCACCGCCUAUUUCCGACGUAGCCAACAUCGAAACCACCGCUACAAAAUCCUCUGAUGGAAGCUAUUACACAGUCAACGGCUACAAGAAAUGGAUCACCGGCAUGCCCUGGGCCACACACAUGACAACCGCCGUCCGUACCGGCGGCCCCGGCGCCUCGGGCCUCUCCGUUCUCGUCAUUGCCACCAACUCCCCCGGCCUAGCACACCGCCGCAUCCCCAACAGCGGGCAAAAAGCCGGGGGCGCCAGCUUCGUCGAACUCGACAACGUCCGCGUCCCAACCGCAAACCUCAUCGGCGCCGAGAACGCCGGCUUCCCUAUCGUGAUGCGAAAUUUCAACAAAGAACGCUUCAUCAUGGCCGUAGGAUGUAACCGCAAAGCUAGAACCUGUCUCUCUGAAUCCUUCGCUUACGCCCAUACACGACGUACAUUUGGUAAACCGCUAAUCGCCAACCAGAUCAUCGCUAGUAAACUGGCGACGAUAGCGCGGUAUGUUGAAUCGCAUUGGGCGUGGCUAGAGCAGCUAGCAUACCAUAUCCAGCAUGCGGAGCUGGGGUGGCAGGACGCUAGUAUCGCGGGACAGAUUGCGUUAGCGAAGGUGCAUGGGGGUCGGAUCUUAGAGUUGGCGAAUAGAGAGGCGCAACAGGUUUUUGGGGGCGCGGGGUAUCAGAAGGGUGGGGGGCCGGGGGCGGUGGUGGAGCAGAUUAGUAGGGAUUUGAGGAUGCAGGUUGUGGGGGGUGGCAGUGAGGAGAUUAUUGCGGAUUUGGCGGUUAGGCAGGAGGGGAAGAUGGCGAGGGGAAGGGGGUGGAAGUUGUGA